Messenger RNA from Amyelois transitella, 8096 nucleotides. RefSeq names its product polyhomeotic-proximal chromatin protein (gene PH). NCBI's taxonomy places the organism in Eukaryota, Metazoa, Arthropoda, Insecta, Lepidoptera, Pyralidae. The transcript is spliced from 28 exons. The record is from RefSeq and is a predicted model, not a curated record. Gene Ontology annotation, cellular component: PRC1 complex. Gene Ontology annotation, molecular function: protein binding. The coding region runs from base 162 to 4316 and encodes 1384 amino acids.
CUAAAAUUGCUUAUAUUUAAUAAGAUGUACAAAUUUACAUGGUUAUUACCUUAUUAAAUUUGUGAUCGUCUGUUAAAAACAUAUUUUAGAAGUUUUAUUUUAGUUGGACAAGAUUGUUCCACUUUUUAGUUCCCUUAAUAAACCACUUUUGUUAUUUUUCAAUGGCUGAUUAUAUGCUCAGGUCUGAAAUUCUAGAAAAUAUACAAAAGAAAAAAGAGCACGAAAAGGAGCCCCAGAGCCCUGGCUUCCAACCACAAUUAGUAAAGUCUACUGACAAACACGUUCCUGAAAAUGUUAGCUCUCCAGUGAAUCAACAUGUUCCAGCUCAACAGCUCCUGUCUCCAACACACGGUUCCCAGCCUAUCCAAGCAAAGGAUGACAAAGACAAGACAAUAAAAGUAGCUAAUUCAACUACUAUAACUUUAAUAGAUAACGGAAAUCUCAAUAGUGAGAAAGAUAAAGACAAUAACUUUCCCAAAAAUUAUUUUACUUUAGAGCCCAAGAAUGACAAGAAAGAUGACUGUAACAAGAAUAGUAUUACUAUAACUAGGACUUUACCAAAACAAUCGCCAGGUGGCGGGCAGCCGGAAAAAUCGAAAGUAGCGCCAAAACCUGCCAAGCGGCCGUUACAGUGCUUAGAAACUCUUGCAGAGAAAGCUGGGAUUACUUUCGAGGAUAAGUACGAAGCCGCAAGUACACUCUUGGCUUUGGAUAAACAGAAUAAUAGCUACAGGCGACCGCCUGAGUUGAAGCAGCCUAAAACUGAACCAGACAAUCAUAAUCAAGGAGAGGAGUACAGGUAUAGAAAUCAAAAAGAAGAGGAUGAUAAGUUGCAGAUCCAGCAGCAGAUAAUCCAACAACAACAACAACAACAGCAGCAACAGCAGCAGCAGCAGCAACAGCAACAGCAGCAGCAGCAACAACAACAACAACAGCAGCAGCAGCAGCAACAACAACAACAACAACUGCAGCAGUUUCAACUACAACAGUUUCAGCAACAACAACUGCAACAACAGGCCCUGCAACGUCAGCAUCAGCAGGUCUUUCAACAGCACAUCAAGUCUCAUCAAGAUCAACAAGAACUUUUGCAGAAACAGUUUCAGCAACUGCAGCAACAGCAACAACAACAACAACAGCUUCAACAGCAGCAGCACCAACAACAACAGCAGCAGCAACAAAAGACAGAGCUUCAAUCGGUGGCACAACAACCUGAAUUACAACAGCAGAAAUUAUUGCAGCCGGUGCACACGCAGCAGUUCAACGUACCAGGGAUAGGCGAAAUCAAUCUCAGCUUCUUGGCGUCUCCACAGAACAACGUCAACUUGCUUUUUGAAAAGAACCAGAAGGCCGGUAUGAGCGGAGAGAUCAAACAGCAACAAAUAGUAGACGGUCAAACCCAAGUAGUCCAGCAAAUGAGUAUGGCCCAGCACGAGCCCACACAGCAACACCACCAGACGGUCACCGUGGUGUCUUCCAUGCCCAGCAGCAUGGCGCAGCAUCAGGUUCAACAACAGCAGCCCACAGCGGGUAUCCAACAGCAAGCCGGAGCCGGCAUCUCUACAAUGCCGCCUCUGCAGAGUCUACCGCCCAAUGCACAGCAUCCGCAGCAAAUAAGUGCGGAGUGGGGUCACAGUCGCGUGCAAGUUAUACAACAGCCACUUCAGAACAGCACGUAUCUGCAGCAGCUGUACAACGCCCAGGGCCCUCUUCUGAUGCCCGGGAAUAUUGCGCUUCAUCCCGGGAUCAACUCGCAGCAAAUACAGGUUAUUGCUGCCGGCAAGCCGUUUCAAAGCAACCAACUGGCACCACACAUGUUGACCACGCAAGGGAAACAGGUGCUGCAGGGACAAGCUGCCCCGUUCCCGGGAUACACGACGAUUCCCGCCAUACCGACGACGCAGAACCAGACCUUCGUGUUCAGUCCACUCGGUGUGAUCAGCUCCCAGCCCAGCAUACUGCCGGCUCAUUCGCAACCGAUUGUGUCUGGCAUCAGUCAGCAACAGAAACCUUCCGAAAUGCACAAGGUGAUGAGCGGUGGCAAGGUUACUGGCGGUAAGGUCGGCAACAACAACGGCAACAACACGCAAUCGGUGCCGGUGCAGGCGCAGUGUGUUCAAGUGUCGCAGCCCGUGCUCAGCGCGCAGCAACCGGCGCAGGCGCAGAUCAUCAGCCCGCUACAGACUGGCGGUCAGACGAUGCAGUUCGCCCCGUGGCAGAUAUCCGGGGCUUUGCCCCAGGUGUGGGCCGGGGGGCUCCAAGCCGGGACGCUGCCUGCGGGGGGCCUCAUAGCCAACAACCCCAUCUUCAUACGGGGCACACAACCAGACGCACAACCCUCCAUGUUUAUACAGCAUUCGCCACAGAAUAACGUCCAGCAUACCAAUGCGAGCGUGGCGUGUGCUACAGCGACGGUGGCGAAGCCCCGGCCUUCAUCGGACGGCAUGGCGAAGGCUCCACGGCCGCUGUCGAACAUAUUGCCAUCGGGCAUCAGACCGGCGUCGUCGGUUUCCACACAGACCAGCGCUAAUCAAGCUCAGAAUCAGGCCAAACAUCGUGGCAAACCAGGCGUACGGUCCCCGGCCCCUGCGUCGAAGCAAGACGCCGCCAACCAAACAAACAAGAUGCAACAUCAGAUGCAGCAACCCAAACAACAGUUACUGGUGAUGAACGCGUCAGGCCAGAUGACUCAAAUCACGAGCGUCCCAGACAAGCAGCCCAUCAGCAAGGGCAUACAGCAGCAAGCCCUGCUGCAACAGCAAGCUAUGCAGCAACAACAACAGCAGCAACAACAACUGAUCCACCAACAACAGCAACAAACUCAGCAAAUGGUUCAACAUUAUCAACAGGGUAUGACACUGGGUAUGCAGCAAGGCACUCUGCCUGUGGGGUCCGUCGCGCAGACUUUGCCUAUGUCCGGAAUGCCGCAAACCAUAUCAAUGGUGCCACAGAUUCAUCCACUCGGAGGAAUGGGCCAGCCUGGCACUUUGGUUGGCCAGAUCAACACUUCACAACAACCUAACGCUUCGCUCACUCAAGUACAAACUCUGCAACAACCGCAGACAUUGGUAGGCAGUGGCCUUGUUCAAACCUCAGUCGGGAUGGCCGUGCAACAGCAACAGGGAUUGAAUCACACUACGCAGAUGCAAACGGUAUCGGCGAGCAACCUAAAUUCUCCGCAACUCACAUUGCAAGCGCCAGGCACCGUCGGCUUGAUAGCGGCGCCGGUGCAGGGAUCCGUGCUGCCGCUGCAGUCCUCCACGAUGCUCCAUGUAAAGAGCGAGGAGGACAAGAGCCAACAGAUGGCGCCACCGCAAGCACCGGUGGUCCAGCAAAUAGCUCCGCAGCCGAUGGCGAGUGUUGAGGCGAGCGUCGAACCCGCUACGUCUGUGGCAACCGUGUUCAGUUCCGCCGCGCCAGCCACUACGCUUACCUCCGUGACGAAUGCAGACGCCGCUAUAUCUACUAGUACUGCUGCCGUUGGUACGUCACCCUCCGCCGACUCCUCCAAGCCCAGUCAAACGAAGGUGGAACCCGCGCCCGCCACGGACAAUUCGUCCACUGCACCAUCGGUGCCCACUUCCACCGCGCCUGUGCCGAGCAGUGCUCAGCAAACCACGCCCGUGGCGCCACAGGUGGUGACCACAGUAGCUUCGUCAACUUCGUCAUCAGCGACGAUGACUGCGGCUAUCACAGCGCCUGUGUCUUCCGGGACGGCGUUGUUCAAGAGCUCUCAAUGCACACCUCGCCACAUCAGUCAGGCUAAUACAGACAAAGGUCUGCCCAAGGCCAUGGUGAAGCCCAACAUACUGACACACGUCAUCGAAGGAUACGUGAUCCAAGAAGCUGGGGAACCUUUUGCUGUAAAUCGGCCUUUGCGGGAGUGGGGCACCGACAAAGAGCAGGACAAGGAGAACAAACUGCCUUCUGCUGAUGAGCCACCACGCAAGAAGCAGAUGCUGGACAAUGUGGGCAGUCUGCCUCGGAUCAGUUCCACAAUGGACACGAGCGAGCCGAACCCGCCCAAAGAGCCCAUGGUUACAGAUUCCGCGGACACCGCCACGGAAGAACAGCAGCCGAAGAUACCCAAUGCCCACAAGUGGACGGUGGCCGAAGUAUGCGACUUUAUCCGCAACAUACCAGGGUGUGCUGGGUACGCUGACGAGUUCCUGAUGCAAGAAGUGGACGGCGAGGCGUUGUUGCUGAUCAAGCCUGAACACCUUGUUAUGGCGUUAUCCAUGAAAUUAGGGCCGGCCCUUAAGAUCGUCGCUUGUAUAGACUCACUGAGGCCAGAAAGCGAACAAACAGAUCACGACUGAGAUCUAUUUUAAGGCCUGCGUGAAGUUUGGCCGAGUCGGAUAAUGGAACCGUGUUCAUUAAUCAUGAGUAAGAGUGAAAACUAAUUUAUUAUUAUUGUAAAGUAAUUGUACUAAAGUAUAAGUAGUUUUAGCGUAGUUGCAUAGCGAUAUUUCGCAUACGAUUAAAUGUAAGUCUUAACGUAGUUGGUUAACGGUAUAAAGUUUUUUAAUAUAGAUAUACGUUUUAAAUUGUAACGAUUUUGAGCCACUUGUUUUGCGAUAAAACAGUAUUUUGCAUCAUUUAUUAGUUGUGGCUGGUUGUGGAAAUACUCGGGUUAUCAAAUUUGUGGCUCGGUUAUCUAAAUUUUGGUUAACAAUAAUUUUAUUACAAUGAUGUUUUGUUUAUUAAUGCUACUAACUUUUUAACUUAUUAGGGAUUGUUUUGAAACCUCGGAUGGUUUAUUUGUAUCUGACAUUAGUUAAAACACUUGUCAGAAAUAGUUAGGUUCGCAUUUCUGAGGUUUUUAUGGUUAUUGUAAAGUCGGCACUAAAGGAGAACGCAGACUUGACCGCGCGAUUGUGACGUGCAUGAGUGUGCCAGGCUGCAUACAACCUCAAAGAAAAUAAAUCAAAAAUGGCAUGCGGCACCUCUGUGUCCACCUUAUGUCAGAAGGAUCGUCGUUUAAAGCGCGGCUUUUUGGGUGGUAGCAGGCAGGUCCUGUAAUCUAUCUCCCGAAAUGGCUGCCCUCGACACCCUCUUUAGCGUGUCAUUAUAAAUUCGUCUAUGUCAGGGUGGGUUACGCAGCAACGCAAAUCAGGGUAAUAGCUAGUGUUCCGAAAGCGAUCACAUAACUAUUUCGACAAUGACCAGUAUUUCAAUAUAAAAGCAUUUUUAAACGCGUUCGUCCCCGCAGUGUUGAACGCGUGACGUGAAACGGGACAGCGAUAGUUUUUCGCGUGAUUUAAACGGCGUCGCGCGUGCCGCACUAAAAUUGGGGCUGGCAUUGAAAUAUGAGCGAUUUUAUUAAUUUGACAUUUUGACAUCGAACCGCACAAACCGAAGAAGGCGUGCAUUGGAUUAGACGCCUGAAAGCACUCCAGUUGAUGAGCGAUCUGACGGAAACUUUAACAGAACCGCACGAUUUCACCUUCAUUCUAAAAUACAAUUGGCUCUAUCCGCUGAUUAAAUUAAUAUAAGUUAGACGUCCUAUAAAUAGUAUGAACCCUGCGCUAGGCCCUUAACUUUAGGUCCUAGAUACGCAAUUGCGUACGCUCGCCUGCCCAGUGCACUUAGGACAAAUGUCGAAAGUUCCGCCUACCUAGUUUUAAGUAUCUACUUUAAGUCUUAUAUACUCUUUGACUUCUAGCCCAGGAAUAAAAAACUUCUACGAAACAUUUAAAUUUAAAAACGUUUGGACAAAAAUAUUAUUUUAUUUACAUAUAAAGAUAAGGAGUGCAAGGAUUAGUUAAUUAAUUAUUUAAAGAAGAACCGUUGUAGGUGCCUCCAGUGUAACGCCGAAAUUUAAAAAAAGUAUUACAACAACCUUAUUUCCGCGAACAGAGACACAAAAAAAAAGAUUGUUUCCUUUUCGAAUUGUUUACAAAAUACUAUAAACAAUCAAAAUCAAAAAGACAUUGUUUAAUAAAACACAAACUCUUAUUCUGAGCAUGACAAUACCUACAAUAUAUAAUGUGUAAAAAGCCACUUUUUGGCUUGAUAACCAUAAAAAUCAUCUCGUAGUUUUAAAUUUUGGUCUUUUGUAUUUAUUCUUGCGGUAGAAGUUUUAUUCACUUAACAUGACGCUAGUAACUAUACUAAUUAUUUAUGGUAUCCUGCGGCAGAAGCUUAACUCACUUCUCCUGACGCUACUAGCUCCACUAAUUCAUAGUUAUAUACAUAUUUGUGUCUGCUGCAAGCCGACUGUGUUCAAACUCGCUUUUGCCUGAAAACUGGUAUCUGUUGUUCAGACCAGAUAAGUAGUUUAGUGUAUUAACUAGUGUUUUAGUGCCAAAUGACAAACCUCCACCAAGUAAUGAUUUAUUUAGACGAUCGAUUCUAAAAUAAACGACAAAUAUAUUUCUGGUAUCUGAAAUAAGUGCUGAACGAAUAAUCUUUUAUUUGUGAUAAUAUAAAUACUGGUUAAGGACAGUGGGUAAGCAUAUUCGGGUUAGAAUCCUGCCUUCUAGGAUUUCGUUUGCACCUGCCCAAAUUAUAUAUCACAACGAUCAAACAUUAAUAGUUGUUACUGCAAGCAGCAGGUAAUCCUCUUUAUUAAUUCAAUUGUAGUUUAUUGAUUCACGUAGUUCGGACAUCUGAAAAUACUAUGUAAAUGUUGUGAAUGUACUUUUGCAACGAAAUAUAGCCUUAAUUUCUUUGGUACUCGUUUGUAAUAGUUUUAAAUUUUAAAUUAUAAAUAAAAUGCGUUGUUACUUACCAUAAAAUUGUGAAUUGUAAAUAUGAGCGAUUUUUUUCAUUUGUCGCGAUUAGAUUUUAAGAUGAUUAUUUUAGGUAUUUAAAUAACUGCCGAAUAGUCUAGGCUCUAAUGGUCGCCAUCGGCUUAUAUACCAAUUUAGAAAAAGAUUAAUCAUGGGCCGUGCUUUAUUGAGUAGUCUUUUCAUAUCUUUUACAUUUCUACCUAUUAUAACUAUCGAAAAUAAUGAUCAUUACAUCAAGUACAUCAUUGGUCAAAAUGUCGUCAAUAUUUACACAAAAUCUCGUUGGAGCUUGCACUAUUAGACAAUGGAGGUGCAAUGCAAUGUAUAAGCUUUUCUUAUAGAUAACAAGUGAAAAUGUAUAACGAGAGAAUUUAGUAAGUACAUCUUAAUGUACACCUUUUAUAGCAUUCAAGUAUUAAUCAAAUUAUAUCUAUGGUGCUAAUUAGAUUUCGUUUGUAGCAUUUUUACCAUCUGUUUGAUAUGUUUGAUGUGGCGUAUAAAAAUGUUAUAUUCGUAGGCAGUAUCAAAAAUCAGUAAAAUUUUAAGUAAUUAUAGUUUAUAAGCUGCUAGGGAAUUUUCUUAAUGUUACAACUAACACAUAAUUUUUGAUCGACAUUAAUAUUAGAUAAUUGAAGUUAAUGUAAGGCAUUUUGCAUGUGAACAUAUUGUACAUAAUGAAAUUGUUAAAAUAUUAAUCAGCUAUCAAAAACAGGUCAGUGAAACAUCAUGUCCGGGAAUUUAAACUAUUUUAAGUAUGUACACGCGUUUUGGAUAAAUUUUAAAAUUGCCUCCAUGUAGAUUUUAAAACUAACUAGACAAUUAGUAUUGGCCAUAUUGACUAAAAUGGUUUUGAAUUCCUGACAGAGUUAGAAAGCUAGAUCUUUAAAUCACAACUAUCCUCGCAUAGUUUCUUUCGAUCGUUUGAAUUGACUUUAUUAUAGGGAUAUAAUGUAAAAAUAUCUUUAGAAAUUCUAUGAAAAGGUCAACAGUUUGGGUCGUCAUCUAAUUAUGAGAUGCCUUCUCAAAUUUACCAUGGUUGUAAGUUAAAUAUUAGGAUAUAUACGUGUACAUUUGAAAAACAGCUCAGCUUAAGCACUGCCACGAAAUUAGCACAGACACAUGCGACCUGAAUCGAUCGACGAUCGUCGCCUUGUUGGAUAUGGUGUGACAUUUGUACAGAUAAUUACUUAUUAAACUUUCUGGUAUAUUAAGUGUUAAGUGAUAGAUAAUUGUCGGGUCGCCUGUUGCUGAAAUUGUAAAUUCGAUGUCCACAUACACAUUGCUCAAGUCGGUUCACGUUAAUUGUUCAUUACUGUUCAUGUCGAAUUAAUGAAAAUGUAGAAAAAUAAAGCAAAAAGACUGAUA